Molecule: messenger RNA, 2403 nt
Organism: Exophiala spinifera
Lineage: Eukaryota; Fungi; Ascomycota; Eurotiomycetes; Chaetothyriales; Herpotrichiellaceae
Exons: 1
Coding region: 1-2403 (800 amino acids)
Source: RefSeq, a predicted model, not a curated record
AUGCGCCUCUUGCAAAUCCAGGGGUCCACCACAGCUUCUGCUUCCAGCACCGGUGCCGGUGGCAGCAGCAAAAGGGAAGCCCCUAUCUCACUCCGCAUCACACAAUACGCUCUACACCGUCGGCCACCAUACGUCGCAAUAAGCUAUACUUGGGGCAAUGCGGCACACACCCACGAGAUCCGCGUCAAUGGCCGCCCGUUCUUGGUGAGGGCCAAUCUGUACAGUCUCCUGUGGCACCUCAGACAGCGAGGUGAGAGCCGCUUCCUGUGGAUCGACGCUCUGUGCAUCGACCAAGCCAAUCUCGAGGAGAGAAACUUCCAUGUGCAACUGAUGGGAAGCAUCUACCACAGCGCCGACAGAACUAUAGUAUGGCUCGGUCUGCCCAGUGAAGACAGACGACAAGCUAGAGCACUUGAGUUUGUCGCAGAGUUAGCGGCCGCAAUGUCCGUAAGUGACUCUCCCGCUCGCUCUCACGGGGGCAAAGGGGAGCGGAAACCAUCUGCGGCGACCCAAGACAAUUGGGAACGCAUGUACAUCACCGGAAGAGUCGGUGGGAAUACCGCGUCCAGUACAAACACCGGUACAAGUGCAGUCGUUGCCAAACUCGAAGCCCGGUGGCGUAACCUGCUCGACCUGUGUCGCGGUGUCUACUGGACACGGACAUGGAUCAUUCAAGAAUUCCUCCGGUCGCCUUCUCUCGAAGUGCUUGUCGGGACGGCAAAGCUGGACUGGACACUAUUCGAAGUCGUCGUGGGUAUGCUCAAGUCCACGUCCCUAGACGCAUCUACCACGACUUCAACCACGAUCACAACACUCGUCGACCAAUUCAUGCACACCCUCCCGGUCCGCCUCACCCUCCGCCGGACUCACCAUGCUCACUCUAUGCUCUCUGAUCUCGUAGCCGAAUUUUACGAUUCCAAAUGCGCAGAACGUCGCGACAAAAUCUAUGGCAUCCUCGGCAUCGCAGACGACUGUAGCGACACCGAAGGCCCACAGCCAGACUACUCCAAGCAUAUCGUCGAGGUCUAUUUUGAAGUCUACAGGUAUCUCUGUAUGCGAUAUCAAUAUCUGUCUCGAUCUCCUCCUUCUCCUUCUCUUUCAGGGACAGUGCCAUUCAUGCAGACCAUAUCCCUUACGAUCCGGGCUCUGAACAUAACACAAGCCGAUAUAGAAAAUUACCUCUCUGCAUCAUCAAACUCGACUUCGACGUCGAGCGACGACAAACCCACCAAGGAUAUGCUUGACAGCCUCGUCUUCAACCUGCGACCAGACUACGUCAACGCGAUCGACUCCGUCCUCCCUGGAUGGACGAGUAUUCGUGAUCUUCGCCAACGGCUAGAUCAAGUGCCCUGGGAGAAAUACGUAGGCCACGAGGUCAGAAGAAAACCGUCGCGGAACGCGUCUGGUUCGACCACAUCCACAUCCACAUCCACGCAGACACCGAUACCGACAACGCCGUCGAGCAACAACGCCGCCACGACGACAGCCACGGUUGACAGUGUGACGUCGUCAGCAAAGGGGACAGAAUACGUUAGGGCCCCGUUACCCUCCGACCUCGUCAGUACCAUCAUCGCCGCCGCAACGCACGGCACCGACUUGACCAACCUCCACAACUACGCGACUUUGUCGGACAACCCAUCACAACCGCAGAUGCAGCCGCAAAGACCCACAUGUCGGAUCCCAUACGCCACAAUACUGAGCCACGAAGAAGACAAACGCACCGCCGACAACGCCGCCCUCCUCAAACCGAGCGUCAUCAUCGAAUCCAACCCCAAGGCCGGCGUCGAUCCUCUGCGUCUGGGCUUCGCGUGCACAGACGUGAGAAGGGGCGAUCUGAUAUGCCAGUUCCGCGGGGUCGACGUGACGUUGAUUGCCAGACGGGUCGCGACGGGCGGAGCAUUGAAACUCGUCGGCCUGGCGCGCAUGGUAGGUCAUUCGGGAUUGAGGGAGGUCGGCAUACAUCCUGGAUGUAAGAGUGGUACUGUCACUACUCCCGCUGCUGCAAUUGCCGCUGCCGGGGCACGUGGCCGGUUUCAUUCGCCGUCGCGGGAUUCGCUUUCGCCUUCGCGUUCGUAUUCGAGCUCGCAGUCAGGAAGGAAGGAUGUUGGCGGAGGCGGAGGCGCGAGUGGAAGCGGAAGCAGAGACACAGACAAGGCGUGGUGGUGGUGGUCUGGAGUGGUGCUCCCUCCGGAUGAUGGGGACGACGCAGGUAUCACAAACGAUGUCGUUAGCCGUACGACGAGUACGGAUACGAAUACGGGCAUGGGCACGAGCACGAGCACGAGCACGAGCACGGCGACGAACAUCGGUAGAGAUACGGGUACUGACACGGGUCCUGGUGACCAUGACUAUACUAUCGAGACGGAUCCGCUUAGCCUUUGGGAACUGUUUAGACCGAAAUAG